Oldenlandia corymbosa var. corymbosa is the source of this 1918-nucleotide messenger RNA. Lineage: Eukaryota; Viridiplantae; Streptophyta; Magnoliopsida; Gentianales; Rubiaceae. The record is from the annotation of a GenBank genome assembly.
CCUCCCUCCAAAGUGGCAAAACCUAAUAAAACUCAUCAGAUCUCUCUCUCGGAUUCCUCUAUUUUUAGGAAGAGUUAAAAAAAAAAACUGCCAUUCUUUUCUUGUAGUACUGUAAAUCCUUCCAUUUCUCAAAGGAUUUGUCCCCUUCCAAUGUCCGCUUCCACGGUUUCCAUCACCGGUAAUCCUUCCACGGCGACUCGCCGGCGCCACGUCGAGAAGAAAUCCGCCGAUGUCAUCGACUUCUCCUCCGACCCGAACAACAAUUUCACCGGCGCCGCUUCGCCUGCUGCGGAUAAAAUAACUGUUGGUGGUGACGCUUCAAUUCGAACGGAAGGACCGGUGUCUUCAAGAGAUGCCGUCGUUCAGGCUCGCAAGCCGUUGCCUGGUAGCACGACAACUGCACGCCGGACAACGGCGGCGGCGGCGGCGACGACGACUCGAAAGCCGACCUCGAAGGUUUUAAAACCGUUGUGGAUGACUGUAAUUAGUGUUCUCUCGAAGAACUUGUUGCUUCUCUUGGUACUGUUAGGGCUUGUUCAGAUUGUGAGGCAAUUGAUGCUUAAAAAUGGCGCCACUCCGGCUGUUGAUUUGGUUCCGGGAGAUUACAAAGGGAACAUGGAGAAGGUGGAAGAGUUCAUGAGGUCAACGGCUAAGUCGAUGAAGAUGAUGCAGGUGCAAGUGGAUGUUCUGGAUCGGAAAAUUGGGGAUGAGAUUGGCAGUGUUAAGAGGGAUGUUGGUGAGCAAAUUGAGGCCAAAAGCCUGCAAUUAGAGGCGAAAUUGAAAGAACUGGACGGCAGAACUCUCAACUUUGAGAGUUUUAUGGGUGAUUUGAGAGCAAGAAUGGGCGAAUGGUUAUCCAAGGAGGAACUCAAUGAGUUUAUUGAGGAGCUUAAGAAGACUAAUAAAAAUGGGGAUGCUGUAACUUUAGAUGAGGUUAGGGCUUUUGCGAGAGGGGUAGUUGAAAGGGAGAUAGAGAAGCACGCUGCAGAUGGGAUUGGACGAGUAGACUAUGCUUUGGGCACAGUGGGGGGUUUGGUUUUGAGGCACUCAGAGACCUGGGCUGGAGCGAGUGGGUGGUUAUCACCUCUCAGCAAAGUGCAUCCUGAUGCUCAGAAGAUGUUGAUACCGAGUUUUGGCGAACCUGGUCAAUGUUUCCCCCUUAAAGGGAGCAAUGGAUUUGUGCAGAUUAAGCUCAGGGCUCCAAUUAUUCCUGAAGGUGUAACACUGGAACAUGUUGCCGCGAGUGUUGCUUAUGAUAGGUCCAGUGCCCCAAAGGAUUGUCGGGUCUCUGGCUGGCUGGAAAAUGGUGUCACUUCUGAAUCUGCACUAACCGGUGAAAGGAUGGUGCUUCUAACAGAGUUUACGUAUGAUCUUGAAAAGCACAACACACAAACAUUUGAUGUGGUAGACUCUGCACAUUCCAGUAUCAUCAACUUGAUCAGGUUUGAAUUCGCAUCCAAUCACGGGAACCCUAAUCAUACAUGCAUAUACCGGUUACGGGUACAUGGUCGCGAACCUCAUUCAGUCUUAAUGUCUAAAAUGCAACCUUGAUUGACCUUCAGCUCGUUGCUCGCUGUUCCGGUUUCUUUCUUUUUUGCGUUUUAGUAUUUCCAUGUCCAUUGAACCGUUUAGUUUCCAGUGUGUGCUGUAGGAGAGUUCUGUAUUUUGGGUUGUAGAUGAGGCAGUUAGAUUUCCAUGGAGGAUGACAUUUUCUCCUGUGCGAUGUAACUAGAUCACUUGAAGUUUGUAUUUUGUAAAUGUGUUCUUAGUUCAAGCCCUUCCCUCAUCUACGCAUUUUAUUUUAAAUGCUAUUUAUUAAUCGUUCCUAAAUAAAUACAGUUGCGAAUUUUUAUGUAAAAACAAAAAAAAAAUCCUUACCUUUCAAAGGAUAGUCCAUUUAAUUCAAUAAAGAGAGUUC